AUGAGUAAAGAACAAAAAGAAUUUGGUGGUACAAUAGGAGCUAUUGGUUUAAUGAUAUUUUCACAUUUUGUACCAUUUUAUUUUACCUUAUCACUUCGAUAUAAUUCAGGUGGUCCUUAUUUUCCAUUAUCAUUUAAUGAAUUUAUAGAAAAUUUUAAAGAAACAUGUUCACCAACAUGGUCAGCUUUUUAUCUUUAUACAGGAUUUUGUCUUUUACAACUUAUAUUUGCUGCUAUUUUACCUGGUUUCAAAGUUAAAGGUUUACCAGUACCGACAGAAAAUAAUCGACAAUAUACUUAUAAUUGUAAUGCAUUAGCUAGUUGGUAUUUAACAUUAAUACUUCUUACUAUAUUUCAUAUAACUGGUAUAUUUCGAUUAACAAUAUUAGUUGAUCAAUUUGGUUCAGUAUUAUGUGUAGCUGUGAUAUGUAGUGAUAUUUUAUCAGUAUUUAUUUAUUUUUAUGCUAUACAAACAAAUCAAACAUGUCGAAUGACACAUUCACCUAUUUAUGAUUUUUUUAUGGGAGUUUGGUUAAAUCCACGUGUUAAAAUUUUGGGACAAGAUAUUGAUCUUAAAAUGUUAGCUGAGGUACGUUUAUCAUGGCUUUUAUUAUUUCUUUUGAUUGUUUCUGCUGCAUUAAAACAAUAUGAAGCAUUUCAUAUCGUUUCAUGGCCAAUGAUAUUUAUCUUAACAGCUCAAUUACUCUAUAUAAAUGCUUGUAUGAAAGGUGAAGAAUGUAUUCCAACUACUUGGGAUAUAUUCUAUGAAAAAUGGGGUUGGAUGUUAAUCUAUUGGAAUUUAGCUGGUGUUCCAUUUGUAUAUGCAUUUCAAGCUAAUUACAUUCUCGUUAAUUCUUUAAGAACACAAAAGCCAACGGAAGGUACAUCGAUGAUAUUAAUUAUUGUAUUAUUCAUUGUACUUUUCUUUGCUUAUUAUAUAUGGGAUUCAUCUCAAGCACAAAAAAAUCGUUUUCGUAUGAAACAACGUGGAACAUAUGUACCACGAAAUACAUUUCCACAAGUUCCAUGGAAUACAUUAAAAGAUCCAAAAUAUUUAAAAACUAACUGUGGUUCAACAUUAUUAAUUGAUGGUUGGUGGAAAUAUUGUCGUAAACCACAUUAUACAGCAGAUAUAUGUAUGGCAACAUGUUGGGCAUUAUCAUGUCAUCAAUGGCCAGGUGUUUUACCGUAUUUUUACCCAAUAUUCUUUUUCGGUAUGAUUAUUCAUCGUUAUACACGUGAUGUAUCUCGAUGUAAAACGAAAUAUGGUAAAGAUUGGACAAUUUAUUGUGAAAAAGUACCAUAUGCAUUUAUUCCUGGACUUAUUUGA
Messenger RNA from Rotaria sordida, 1329 nucleotides. NCBI's taxonomy places the organism in Eukaryota, Metazoa, Rotifera, Eurotatoria, Philodinida, Philodinidae. The record is from the annotation of a GenBank genome assembly.